Symbiodinium necroappetens is the source of this 761-nucleotide messenger RNA. The record is from the annotation of a GenBank genome assembly. Lineage: Eukaryota; Dinophyceae; Suessiales; Symbiodiniaceae.
AUGCAGCCGGUUUUCGAGACGACCGUGGCAAGUCUGCUGCCUCCGAUGACAGUGCUGACCAUGGUCUCUGGUGUUUGGUCGAUCUACCUUUUCCUGCAUCUCCUUCCGCAGCUACAGUUAGGCUUUCCGAUCGAGCACUUCGACCCCGAUGUGGCUUCCCGGGGAUGGAUCCACUUUCUCAUCUCCCAGGUACUGUCAGGACUGAUGAUGGUUUGCUUUGCCAAGGCAUCGUUGACGCCGCCCGGGUCUGUCCCAGAGGCCGUUGAGUGGCGCUUUGGAGCCUUCAAAGACCCGAACAUGACCAGUGAGGUCAAGGGGACGGGGGAGCGACGCCGCUGCAAGCACUGCCUCAUCUAUAAGCCGGACAGGUGUCACCAUUGUCGAAUUUGCAGGUGUUGCAUCUUGAAGAUGGACCACCACUGUCCCUGGAUCAUGAACUGCGUCGGCUUCCGAAACCACAAGUACUUCUUACUGCUCGUCUUUUACUCUCUCUUGAGUUGCAUCUUCAUCGGCGGCACGAUUUUGGAGACGAUCUUUGAGUCAGUGCAUAAGGACAUGCCCAUCUCGCAGAGAUUCCUCCUGAUGCUUUGCUUCGUGACCACUGCAUUCAUGGGAUUCCUUCUGACCCUCUUCUCGGGCUUCCAUGUGAUGCUGAUGAUGAAGGGUCUUACGACAAUCGAGUUCUGUGAGAAGCAGACAUCUGUGGCCAGCCCUCAGAGCGGCAGAUUUUCGAAGUACGACUACGGAGCCUACCGCAACUU